This is a messenger RNA of Choloepus didactylus (southern two-toed sloth), 824 nucleotides long. RefSeq names its product profilin family member 4 (gene PFN4). The transcript has 5 exons. Bases 321 to 710 code for a protein of 129 amino acids. NCBI's taxonomy places the organism in Eukaryota, Metazoa, Chordata, Mammalia, Pilosa, Megalonychidae. The record is from RefSeq and is a predicted model, not a curated record. Gene Ontology annotation, cellular component: cell cortex. Gene Ontology annotation, molecular function: actin monomer binding.
CCUGUGUAGUUUUGUGUGUGUGUGUGUGUUUAAUCCCCAGGUGAUUCGGAUGUACAAGGAGAGAGGGUUGAAAGCCAUUGACAUAGCUAGAAAAUUAUGAGGCUGUCAUUUUCCAAACUCUAUAACCCAUUCUGUGUGAUCUGUGAUUUUAAUUUUCUUAAGUACUGGGGGACACCAGAGAUGGAUCACCUUUUUCACUCUUAGUCUUUCCAAAGUACAAAUGCUGAUACACAGCCUGCAGUGGCUACUGGACCUUUGUAUUCACAUGCCUUUUAAAAGUUAACUUCAACUGCACUUCCCUUUUUCAGAGUUGAGGGAGCAUGAGCCAUUUACAGAACUUACUAUUGGACACCCUAUUGGGAACAAAGCAUGUGGACAGUGCAGCCCUCAUCAAGCUCCAGGAGCGGAGCCUGUGUGUAGCAUCACCUGGAUUUAGUAUAAUGCCCAGUGACAUUCGAACACUUGUGAACGGAUUUGCCAAGAACCCUUUGCAAGCCCGAAGAGAGGGAUUGUAUUUUAAGGAAAAGGAUUACAAAUGUGUCCGGGCAGAUGAUUAUUCUCUUUAUGCUAAAAAUGAAAACACUGGCGUGGUCGUUGUGAAGACCCAGCAGUAUCUUUUGGUGGCAACUUACAGUGAGGGCAUGUAUCCUAGUGUCUGUGUGGAAGCUACAGAGAAGCUGGGAGAAUAUCUAAGAAAAAAAGGAAAUUAAGCCAUCAGAGGACUAUUAAAGCACCCAAUCCCUUUCCCUCACAAGUUCAAGAAGCUUCCCGAAGGAAGGGCAGGAUAUCAGAACUAUACGUAGAUGAGCUAGAAGCCGCCUGGC